AUGCCUGGUGUGCUUCUCGACGAGAUGGAGCAGCCAGUGCUCCCGGAAAUCGCAAAGGAUCCCCAGUACGGAUUUGUGGUGGCACAUCAGAAUCUGGACUUGGAGAUUGACUUUUCGACUCAGAGCUUGACGGGGCGCACUGAAAUUACGAUUCUGCCGCAGACGGGAGAUUUGGAGACGAUCAGAAUCGACGCGCGGCAAUGUAUCAUCGAGCAAGGGAAGGUAUGGGUGGAGGGUGUCGAGGCGGAAUUUGAUUAUGAGGAUCCUGUGAAGAGAAUGGAUAUACCGAAGCAUGUGGAUUGGUGCGCGGAUCAGUAUGAGCUACAACGAGACAGACUGAAGCCCCUGACGAGCGACACUAGAGGGAAGGGCGCACUGGAUAUCUUAGUACCCAGCAAUAUUCGCAUUCAGGAGGUUGAUCCAUUCUCCGAAAAAGCUGCUACGCCAGUCACUCAGAAGGCUGCUAUAGGUGUCAUUCGCGCAGGUGUUGAGAAUACAAAUGUACCUUUAUCUGCGACGCCUACUUUGACUCCGAAAACAGCGGCUGAGCAAGUUGGACGUUGGCAACCCUUGAAGAUUACAAUCGAGUUCACCAUCAAGAAUUGGCGAGAUGGUUUACAUUUCAUUGGGCUGGGUGAAGGCGAUGCUCGGUAUCCAUAUGUCUACUCGAAACACUCUAUGGACUCUGGAACUGCGUCUUCCAUCUUCCCAUGUAUAGACGAUUCAGCUAUGAGAAUUACAUGGCAGAUCAAUAUCAAAACCUCCCGUACACUGGGUGACGCUUUGAGGCGAAAGGCACCAACUGCGCGUCCAAGAUCACAUGCUGGGAAGAAGGACAUUUCUCACAUCCACUCACAUUCGAAUCAAGAGGAGUAUGAGGUCCCUCUAAGUGACGACGAGAAAAUCCUGGAGAUGGUUGUCGUCUGCUCGGGCGACCAGACUAAAGAGAAUGUCGAUCCUAAUGACAGCACCAAAAAGAUCUUGACAUUUGAUAUCAGUCGACCAGUAGCCCCUCAACAUGUUGGGUUUGCCAUCGGGCCUUUCGAGUCUGUUGAUCUUGCAGAGACUCGAGAGGAGGAUGAUGCUGAGAAACUAGGACAAUCCCAAGCGCUACAGGUGACCGCUUAUUGUCUACCUGGUCGUUCGGAAGAAGUCAUGUAUACUUGCGCUCCAGUUGCACAUGCUGUCGAUGACUUUACACUUAAGUUUGGUGCUUAUCCUUUCACACAGUACUCUUUGGUGUUCGUUGAUGAUCAACUACGAGAUACGGAACAUACCUGCUCAAUGUCCCUGUGCAGCACACGGUUACUUCUAAGUGAAGAUAUCAUCGACCCUGAAAUUGAGAGCAUUCGAACAAUUAUCCAUGCCGCAGCUACUCAGUGGUUUGGCGUCGGUAUCGUUCCAAACGAGAGAUCGGAUAGAUGGAUAACCAUUGGACUUUCCCACUAUAUGGCCGGUCUUUUUAUGAAGACCCUUUGCGGCAACAAUGCCUAUGCAUUCAGACAGAAGACUCUGAUGGAUAAGCUUGUUGAGCAAGACAUUGAUCGGCCGUCUAUAUAUGCACUUGGUGAGACCCUCAGCCUAGGUGCUUUCGAGAUGGACUUUAUGAAGCUUAAGGCGCCUCUUGUUCUUUUCAUUCUUGAUAGACGGAUUCUGAAGAACUCGAGUGGUAUUUCUGGUCUUCCUAGAAUCAUCUCGAAGCUCAUUAUCUCGGGUAAUACUGGACUCCCGGAAGAGAGUGUCAUGACCACCAAAGACUUCCGUCGACUGGUGGAAAAGGUCACCAAAUACCGAGCAACUGAGUCCUUCUGGAAUCAAUGGAUUUAUGGUGCCGGAUGUCCACGACUUAAUAUCACUCAAAGAUUUAACAAGAAGAGGUUAUGUGUGGAGAUGACUAUCAAUCAGUCGCAAAGCACAUUACCUACCACUAGACCUCUCAAGAAGGAAAAUUUCCCCAGAGAGUUGAAAGAAGAACUUCAUGGAAUCUAUGCUGGAGAGAUACAACCACUCUUCACUGGACCACUUACGAUUCGAAUUCACGAGGCGGAUGGCACGCCUUACGAGCACAUCGUGGAAAUCAGAGAACAGAAUCAGAAAAUCGAGAUUCCUUAUAAUACAAAGUAUAAGCGGCUGAAGCGAAAUCGUCGCCAAAAAGAGCGUUUGAAUCCUGGAGCUAACGUGGACGGUGAGACUGGGGACACCCUUUACUACUGUCUAGGUGAUGUUCUCCAAGGAGAGCAAGAUGUGGCCGAAUGGGGUCUAAAAGACUGGGACAAGGAGACGGAAGCAAGAAUGGAUUCUGAGUCGUACGAAUGGUUAAGAAUCGACGCUGAUUUCGAAUGGAUUUGCGGGACAACCCUCAAUGUCCCGGCGUAUAUGUGGAUAUCUCAGCUCCAGCAAGAUCGAGAUGUGGUUGCUCAGCAGCAAUCGAUGCAAUUUCUAGCCCUUGCCACCCCUCACGGUUUAGUGGCUACAUUCUGUCUCAGGACACUUAUGGACACACGGUAUUAUCACGAGAUACGAACAAUGGCGGCCAACAUUCUCAAAAAGCAUGCCUGUGAAGCGGCACACUGGAGUGGGUUACGGCAUCUCACGCGAGCAUACCAGGAAUUCUUUUGUUAUGAGGGUACGAAGAUGCCUCGAUCGAAUGAUUUCUCGGAUAAGCGUAGUUACUGGGUUGAGCAAGCUAUUCCGACUGCGUUGUCUCAAUCCCGUACGAAAGCUGGAAAGUGUCCUAAGGCUGCUCGGGAGUUCAUUCUCGAUACUCUUCAGUUCAAUGACAACAGAGCCAAUCCGUUCUCAGAUAACCAUAAAGUAGCCAACCUGCUAACUGCUCUGGCGGAGUCUCUGAUGUCUUCGGAUCCUGGGACAUACAAAGAACCAGCUAAUUACACCGGUAACGGUCCUUCAGAGCCGGAAGUCGAAGAUCCUGAUGAGAUUGCUCAAUUCAGGGAUAAGGUACUUGUGGAGCUGGAUCGAUAUCGUCGUAUGGAUGAGUGGAUCAAUUCGUAUCAGAAUAUCUACACAACCACGGUCCUAGAAGCAUACCGGAAACUCAUGAAGGCCGGUGUUAUUCCGAAGGAACCUUUAGAUUUCGUGCAAUAUCUACAUGAUGGUACCUCAGAUCUUGUAAGAAUCAAGGCGUUCGAGUCGUUGAUCGACCUCGGAUACAUCACCCAUGAAGGCAUCUGUGGUCUUCUCCUGAACGUCCUAAGUACCGACAUCUCUCCAUACACGAGAAACCAACUAUUCGAGAUUUUCUGCUGUGGGCUGGCAACGGUGGCCUUCGGCGAAGCCAAGACUGAAGGACAAGACGAUAAACCUGAUGGACCUCUGCCUCUCAAGGUCAACGGUGACGCGGACCUAGAUAUCGAAAUGCCUAUCGACCACGGAGGACUCAUUGAAGAAGUUGGUGAGACGGCUGAGCGUGCCCUGAAGGCGGCUCGAACUACUUCAAUCGAAGGUGCUCUGGUGGCUCUCAAGGAAGAGCUCAAGAACAAUACGGCUCUCAAGGAGGACCUGUGGAAGGCUAUAUGCUCUCCGACUAUUGGGGUUCCCGAGCAGUGGGACUUAUUAGAUAUUUGUGGAAUCCUUUAUGAUGCUGUGGAGUCUAUGGUUGUUAAGAUCAGGAUGCCACGGUACUGGAGGGUGAAGAAUCGUGGAAAGGGUCAACUUGUCUUCAAACAUACGAAGAAAGUGCGAUGGCUUCCAAGAAAGCCACUCAUACAGCCGCCAAAGCCAACACCGCCACCUCCCCAACCACAGAGCAUCCCUGCACCCGCACAGUCAAUUCGUUUAAGUAUCUCGAAUGGUGGACUAGGCUCAAUGAAGCCACCUCUAAAGCGACCACUUGCAGUUGAAAGAACUCCAAGCUUCGAUGAGAGACCGGCCAAGAGACAGAAGAUCGUCGCUUUGAAGGUCGAUUCUCGGAAGCUGGCAGAGAUACAAAAUAAAGUCCCACGACCAGACAAGUGGCGUACUAAGUCAACACCCUCUGCGACAAGUUCGCCUUCCAUCACCCUAAAGCAUCCUCUAAAGACGACCGUACUACCAUCCACUGAAACAAAUGGAUCGACAGUCCCUCGCGUAUCCUCUUCACCCGCACCAUCUGCUUCUGGCAGCAUCAAAGUGCGAAGGCCUUUGCCAGAUGCAACCCGGAGACCACUGCCAGAAUCUACAGAGAGAAAGGCACUCCCGUCAGCAGCGUCGACCUCUCCAGCCGCAGAAAGAAAGCCACUUCCGGAUACCUCAGCUCGGAUUCCUCUUCCUGAAGUUGUCCGAAGUCCAUUGCCUGAGACCAAGGGCAAUCAUCCACCAGACUCUGCACGAAAGCCGCUCCCUGGGACUGGCCGAAAGCCACUCCCAGACAAAUCACCUUCGCAACAACCCGAAACACCCACACCACCAGUCGAGAAGAAGAGUCUGAAAAUCAUGCUCAGGAUCCCGAAAAAGAUCCCACGACCACCUACUCCCCCUCCAACUGAUACCUCAUAA
This is a messenger RNA of Glarea lozoyensis ATCC 20868, 4494 nucleotides long. RefSeq names its product Leukotriene A4 hydrolase N-terminal. Lineage: Eukaryota; Fungi; Ascomycota; Leotiomycetes; Helotiales; Helotiaceae. The transcript is spliced from 2 exons. The coding region runs from base 1 to 4494 and encodes 1497 amino acids. Gene Ontology annotation, molecular function: RNA polymerase II general transcription initiation factor activity; transcription cis-regulatory region binding; chromatin binding. The record is from RefSeq and is a predicted model, not a curated record. Gene Ontology annotation, cellular component: transcription factor TFIID complex. Gene Ontology annotation, biological process: transcription initiation at RNA polymerase II promoter.